Messenger RNA from Selaginella moellendorffii, 1548 nucleotides. Its product is annotated as spore wall maturation protein DIT1. Bases 1 to 1548 code for a protein of 515 amino acids. Lineage: Eukaryota; Viridiplantae; Streptophyta; Lycopodiopsida; Selaginellales; Selaginellaceae. The record is from RefSeq and is a predicted model, not a curated record. The transcript is spliced from 2 exons.
AUGGGUUAUCCCAAGGACAAGAUCGCGUUCAUGUAUAUCCACAGGGAGAGGGGCGAGGUGUGCUUCAUCUCCCAAUCCGCAUCAUGGCAUGUCCCGGUUGCCGAUCAAGGAGGCGAUGGUUUCGUGUUUUCUUCCAUGGUUGCGAGCACGGCCGCGGAAUUAGAGGCGGCCAAGAACGCCACGCGCUCCACCACUCCAGAGAUCCAUAAGUACAAUAUAUCCUUUCUUGACGCCGCGAGCUCAUCAAGCUGGGAGGCGACUGUGUACGAGAGAUACAUUGGCAAUGGAUUCGAGGGCGUGGUUUUCUCCAUGGAUGAACCAGCGCUGGAGUCGAGCGCGACCGAUUACUUGGCCACUCUCCUGCUGGACAACAGCGUCAUGACGAGGGAUUGCCUCCUGGAGCCAUUCGCAUCGCACACUCCACUCGAGGUGGACGUGAUCGCCUCCAAGGUGGUGGACAUCAUCGAGGCAAAUUACAUCCACUUCCCAAGGCACGACCAGUGGUUCACUAGCGGGGGCAAGCAGAGGUUCGCGGACAAGGUGAGGUAUCACGUCGCAAGAAACGUUCCUCUCGAGUUCAUCCUUCCAGCUUUCCCGGUGAAGUCGUGCAACUCCGACAAGACUUUGGGGAAAUACCCCGACAAGGCCGAGGAGCUCGCAAUUCAUUCCAUGAAGAUUGUCGCGGACCUCAUCAAAGCCGUGUACGCCCCCGGUGUGCACUACAACGUCGUCUCGGAUGGCCAUGUCUUCUCUGAUCUCGUUGGAUCUGACGAUGCUACCGUGGAUACAUACGGAGAGAUGUUUCGCGAGAUGGCGCACGAUUUGUAUCCGGGCUUGGUCAGCUUCUACCGCCUAGACGAAUUCUUGCUGGACAACCACAGCGACGAGAGCAUAGAGGAGCUCGUUUCCGGCACCGAGCUGGAGCAUCCCGUCGCCACCGACCUCACCUCCAACGCCGAGACAGCGAGACGAGCUCUCAUCCGCUUGUUUGGAAGUGACGAGUCGGCCGUGCACAGGGACAUCAAGGAGGACCCGGAGACGCGCAAUUUGUACCGCGGCUUCUCCAGGUUCAUGCUUGAGGAUCUCUACGAGCACAAGAGCUGCAAGAGUCUCCCAUCGAAGUCGGCCAAGAAGAAGCUGUGCAGCCAAGUCGGCUUCCUCAUGAUCCUGAGGAACCGCGCCUACUCGGCGAUGGUGGAGUGGCUCUUUCCACUGCAGCUCCGCGUCUCCAUCCACCCGCAUCCAAACCGCGGCCCCAAGUACGGCAUCAACGUCAUUCACUCCUCGCUCGUGGCGGCACAGCGCUCCUCCGAGGAGAGGAACUUCCACAUACCGACGCCGUGGCACAACACAGUCGUGGAGCUGGCCGAUGGCAAGUUCUUGCUGCUGCACUCCAAGGUCAUCCGGGGAUGGGGAUCGGGUGUGGGAGAUUUGGCUUGCGAGGAGCUCGAGCAUGAGAUGCUGCUCAAGCGUGACGGGUUCGAGAUGGCGCUUGUGAGGUAUCCGGAUGGGAGGCCCAGCCACUACAGGCAAGUGAGCGUGUGCUAG